CGUUCGAAUUGCAGAAAACGUUUUCCAUUUGCACAGUGCUUCUACCUUGUAUUGUGGGGUAUUCCAACCGGAUAGAACGGAAUAUGAGCGAAAACGAAGUGUGGUUUAGAAAUUCUUCAACGGGAGUCUUCGAUUGAAGCUGUUCCAUUUGGCAAACCCAGUGCUCGUGGCACCCCUCCUCAACUACCUCAAACUUGCCGAAAGGAUUAAUCACGCAUCAUCAUUCACUUUUUUGAAGAUUUCAUCAAACGGUUACCGUCUUCUAAGCAGCACCAAGUGCCCAUCAUGAGAGCAGCGCAUAGAUUCAACAACAGAAUUCCAUUGAAGAUGACACAUCGUCCCGUCAGUGCAAUGUCUCGUCAAGAAUCGGAAAUGAUCAACCGCAGCCGUCGGGCUCUGUCGUCGGGCACCCUGACGGACUCGAUCGAGAAACUACGUCACAUGUGUCUGGCCCGAGGCGCGUCGGGAAUUCUCGGCCUCGGUCGGUGCUUCCGUCGCAUGGACGACGACGGCAACAAGGCACUCAACCUGGAGGAGUUCAUCAAGGGUCUGCUCGACACCGGACUGGACAUUACCAACGAGGAAGCCACCGAGAUGUUUAACAAGUUUGACACCGAUAGCAGCGGAUCGAUAAACAUGACCGAAUUCUUGAUCGCAAUCCGUCCCAAUAUGUCCGAAUCAAGGAAGAACAUCGUGAGCCAAGCUUUCGCUAAGUUGGACAAAACUGGUGAUGGAGCCAUCACCAUCGAGGAUUUGAAGAAUGUCUACUCGGUCAAAAAUCACCCGUUGUACAUCAGCGGUGAGGAAACGGAAGAUGUCAUCCUGAGGAAAUUUUUGGCCAACUUCGAGGAGAACGGAAACGUCGACGGGACCGUCACCAAGGAGGAGUUCCUGAACUAUUAUGCCGGCCUUAGUGCUUCGAUCGAUUCGGAUGCCUAUUUCGAUUUGAUGGUUCGCCAAGCUUACAAGCUGUAAACUGGCCCUACAAGAGUAUUCUAAGUCGUUACAAAUGCAACAAUAUUAAAUAUUACUAUUUAUUGUUUUAUUAACAUACCUAGAAUGUGCAGCAUAUUACCAAAAAGAUACAAAAAAAAACAAAAUGGACGUGGAACAAGUCAAAGCGCCAUUCGUUGCAAGGUUUGCUUGCAAACUGCCUUCGCUGAUUUGAACUAGUAGUGUUUUGAAAACGAUUACAAUUCGUUCACUAGGAUUACAAUUGAGAGCAAACAUGUUUUUUAACUUUUAUCAAUUGAAUCACGCGAGAUCUGUGACAAUGCAACAGUAAAAUAAAUGUUCUAAAAUGCUA
Messenger RNA from Aedes albopictus (Asian tiger mosquito), 1306 nucleotides. RefSeq names its product calcyphosin-like protein. Bases 286 to 975 code for a protein of 229 amino acids. The record is from RefSeq and is a predicted model, not a curated record. The transcript has 4 exons. Lineage: Eukaryota; Metazoa; Arthropoda; Insecta; Diptera; Culicidae. Gene Ontology annotation, molecular function: calcium ion binding.